CCUCUCAGGAAACUAACAAACACUCCAGGCUCCCACUUUGAUGUCACUUACUGGACCUUGCUUUGGAGGUCUGAAUGCAAGAGAUCAGGAUGUUGGAUAAUUAGUGAUGGAAGAAAAAGUCUCUAGAAGAAAAGAGAUGGAAGAGCUCACCCAAACCAGAUUGCAGAAGAUCUGGAUUCCACAGAGCAGCAGCACCAGCAGUGAGCUGCAACGCAGAAGAGGCUCAUCUAUACCUCAGUUCACCAACUCCCCUACAAUGGUGAUCAUGGUGGGUUUACCAGCCCGAGGAAAGACCUACAUCUCCACGAAGCUUACAAGAUAUCUCAACUGGAUAGGAACACCAACUAAAGUAUUUAAUUUAGGCCAGUAUCGACGAGAGGCAGUGAAUUACAAAAACUACGAAUUUUUUCUCCCAGACAACAUGGAGGCUUUACAUAUUAGGAAACAGUGUGCCUUGGCAGCACUGAAGGAUGUCCAUGAUUUCCUCAGUCAAGGGGAAGGUCACGUUGCGGUUUUUGAUGCAACGAACACUACCAGAGAACGACGGUCAAUGAUUCUGCAGUUUGCUAAACAACACAGUUACAAGGCCUUUUUUAUUGAAUCUAUCUGUAAUGACCCGGGCAUCAUUGCAGAAAACAUCAAGCAAGUGAAACUCAGCAGCCCUGAUUACAUAGAUUGUGACCAGGAAAAGGUUCUGGAAGAUUUUCUGAAGAGAAUUGAGUGUUAUGCAACCAACUACCAACCUUUGGAUGAUGAACUAGACAGCCACCUAUCCUACAUCAAGAUCUUCGAUGUGGGCAUGCGCUACUUGGUGAACCGACUGCAGGACCACAUUCAAAGUCGCACGGUGUACUAUCUCAUGAACAUCCAUGUCACACCCCGAUCCAUCUACCUUUGCCGGCAUGGUGAGAGUGAACUAAACCUUAGAGGCCGAAUUGGAGGUGACUCUGGACUCUCUGCUCGGGGAAAACAGUAUUCUUAUGCCUUGGCUAACUUCAUUCAGUCCCAGGACAUCAACUCUCUGAAAGUGUGGACAAGUCACAUGAAGAGGACUAUCCAGACUGCUGAGGCCCUGGGUGUGCCCUAUGAACAGUGGAAGGCCCUGAAUGAGAUUGAUGCGGGUGUUUGUGAGGAGAUGACUUAUGAAGAAAUCCAGGAGCACUAUCCUGAAGAAUUUGCACUACGAGAUCAAGACAAAUAUCGAUACCGCUACCCUAAAGGGGAGUCUUACGAGGAUUUGGUUCAGCGUCUGGAGCCAGUUAUAAUGGAGCUAGAACGACAGGAAAAUGUACUAGUCAUCUGCCACCAAGCUGUCAUGCGAUGCCUCUUGGCCUACUUUCUGGAUAAGAAUUCAGGUGAGCUCCCAUAUCUCAAGUGCCCUCUGCACACAGUGCUCAAGCUCACACCCGUGGCUUAUGGAUGCAAAGUGGAAUCUAUCUACCUGAAUGUGGAGGCCAUAAACACACACCGAGAGAAACCUGAGAAUGUGGACAUUACCCGAGAAUCCGAGGAAGCCCUGGACACUGUCCCUGCUCACUACUGAAUCCUUCCCAGGAGGCUAAGUUGCAUUUCACCUUUAGAAGCAGUUCUCCUUGCUCUUCUACCUUAAGAAGACUCCAGAAUUGGUUCCUCUAAGAAAGGCUUGCUUCCAGUAAAGAAGCCCUCAGAGCUCCAAAAUGGAUCUAAAUUUCUAGCUAUACAAGGAGAUGACAAGCUCUGGAUAAAAAAUUUCCUUUCUUAAUCCCUAGUCCAUUAUCAAUAAAUAUUCUUACUGCUUAUAAGAGGAAUGAGGAAGGUUAUUGUCAGGCAUUUCCCACAUCAUCUUCUUAAGACUCUAGCCUUUGAAGUAAUAUUGAUGCUAUAGGGCUACAGUAUGGGUUAAGGCUUCCUGAAAUAAAGAGUUCCAGAGUAGUUCAUAUCCAAAGUCUCCCAGGCCCCCCUGCCCCUGACCAGCCUCAACUACCUUUCAACUAUCCACUUCAUGGGGCUUGACAUUAUACUUCUACUGAAUCUGACUUCUUAAACACAAGAAUCCCACUAUCUGAUCACUGUCUUUCCAGUCCUUACAAAUCUAUGUCAUCCACAAAAGCCAUGCAGUGCCCUUCCCACACAGUAGACAUACAUGUGGUAUUUUUAAUGAACAAUAAUUGUUCUUGUACUGCAUUAGGAUCAGUCACUUGAUUCCUCUAUUGCCUUUCAAUAUGUUAGAGCUGUAUCUUAUCUUUGUUUUCCCAGCCAAAUCCAGCUUGGAUUCUACAUUAUACCUCUUCAGCUUUUCUCCACUGACCUACCAUAUAAACAGGUACCAGCAUCCCAGUGAUGAAGAAAUAAACUCAUUCAUUCACCACCACCUAGCAAGACCAAAUCUUCUAUAAUCCAUAUUAUUUUUGGUUGGAAUAUACUUAGGGAUGAUGAUUAGUUGCUGAACCAAAUUUACUUGAUUUAAAAUUACAAAUUACAAAUUUAUUUGAUUUAAAUAAAAUCCAUAAAUCCCAUUCAAGCUCAGGGUCACCUUCUGUUACCUGGCAUCCUAUUCCAUUUUACCUUCUCAGUGGUGGGCUACAUCAGUCAGUUCCUGACAAUUUUAUAUCUUUUUCUAGUCUAAUGAUUUUGUCUGCUGUAUUUUGUUUUAAAAUAUAUAUUCAGCAUACUUACUCUCUCUUACUUACCUCCCCCUCAAACACCCUCCCUUGUUCCCAGAUGCACCUCAAGUGACCCACUCUAUUCUAACAUUGUAGCAAAAUGUCUCAAAAAUGAAUUUACACUUACUGUCCAAAACUCUCUCAUUCUGCCUUCUGUCACACACUUUCCCCUCUCCAUUCCUUAACUCUAUCCAUAAUUUCCUUAUCUGCCAUUAUCUAUCCAGUUCCUUAUACUAUUUUGUUUUACUGCCACCAGGGUUAUCUCUGGGGUUUGGUGCCUACACUACAAAACCACCACUCCUGGUGGCCAUUUUUCCCCAUUUUUUCUUUCUAUUUUGUUUAAUAGGACAGAGAGAAAUUGAGAUAAGAAGGGGAGAUAGAGAGGAAAACAGAUCUGAAGUUCUGCUUCACUGGUUGUGAAGCAUCCCCCCUGCAGGUGGGGAGUGGGGGCUUGAACCCAGGUGCUUGCACAUGGUUAAUAUGUUAUCUUAACCCAAUGCACCGCCACCAAGCCCCCUCUUUAUACUAUUUAUGUCAUACUUCCCUGAUAGCCUAAACCUGGAGCCUAUCAGUUGUGCUGUUCUCUAGCUCAUCUAGUAGCUUACAAGUAUGACUCAUAAAAUCAUAAGUGCAUUGGUAACGCAGCGGGUUAAGCACAUAUGGCGCAAAGUGCAAGGACCGGCAUAGGGAGUCCAGUUCGAGCUCCUGGGUCCCCACCUGCAGGUGAGUCACUUCACUGGCAGUGAAGCAGGCCUGCGGGUGUCUAUCUUUCUCUUCCCCACUCUAUCUUCUCCUCCUCUCUCCAUUUCUCUCUGUCUUAUCUAACAAUGACAACAUCAAUAACAACAAUAAUAAUAACUACAACAACAGUAAAAAACAAGGACAACAAAAGGGAAAAUAAAUAAAUAUAAAAAAAGAAAAAUCGUAAGUGCAUUAAGAGAAAGAAAAAUACAACUCCUUUUGUAAAUGUAAGAGAAUACUGAUACCAAUAGGCCACACCCAAAAAAGGCACUGUACAUGAAAAGAAAAAUAAUAAAUCAGGAUUAACAGAUAUAUUUAUCAUAGCCUAUAAACCUUGAUUAGUAGCUGCUUAGAUUGCUCUGUGGACAAAGAUUAUAAGAAUGUACCUUAGCUCAUAAGAGAACUGAUGCAGUGUUCAUAAACAUAGGAAAUAAACUUGAAAGGGAGCAAGUAGUGGCACUGAUUACCAUGUGCAAGGACCCGGGUUUAAGCCCCCACUUCCCUCCUACAGAGGGGAAGAUUCACAAGUGGUGAAGUAGGUCUGCAGGAGUCUCUCUGUCUCUUACCUUCUUUAUCUCCCCUCCUCUCUCAAUUUCUAUAUAUCUCUAUCCAAUAAUAAGUAAAUUUAAAACUAUAUAUGUAUAAAAGGAAUAAACCCAAAAACAAAACAUCAACAAGAACAUAUUUUAGUAUUAAA
Molecule: messenger RNA, 4080 nt
Organism: Erinaceus europaeus (western European hedgehog)
Lineage: Eukaryota; Metazoa; Chordata; Mammalia; Eulipotyphla; Erinaceidae
Gene: PFKFB1
Product: 6-phosphofructo-2-kinase/fructose-2,6-biphosphatase 1
Exons: 15
Coding region: 107-1543 (478 amino acids)
Biological process (GO): fructose metabolic process; fructose 2,6-bisphosphate metabolic process
Cellular component (GO): cytosol; 6-phosphofructo-2-kinase/fructose-2,6-biphosphatase complex
Molecular function (GO): ATP binding; 6-phosphofructo-2-kinase activity; fructose-2,6-bisphosphate 2-phosphatase activity
Source: RefSeq, a predicted model, not a curated record